Messenger RNA from Rhinopithecus roxellana (golden snub-nosed monkey), 2225 nucleotides. RefSeq names its product ring finger protein 166 (gene RNF166). The record is from RefSeq and is a predicted model, not a curated record. NCBI's taxonomy places the organism in Eukaryota, Metazoa, Chordata, Mammalia, Primates, Cercopithecidae. Gene Ontology annotation, molecular function: ubiquitin protein ligase activity. Gene Ontology annotation, biological process: protein polyubiquitination; ubiquitin-dependent protein catabolic process. The coding region runs from base 784 to 1170 and encodes 128 amino acids. The transcript has 7 exons.
CGAUGACGUCACGCGGCGCAGUAGCGACCGUGACGAGCGGGCCGGGCCAGGACAGCGGGAGGCGGGCGGCGCGGGCCUGGCCCCGGGAUGGCGAUGUUCCGCAGCCUGGUGGCCUCGGCUCAGCAGCGGCAGCCACCGGCCGGGCCGGCGGGCGGCGACAGCGGCCUGGAGGCGCAGUACACCUGCCCCAUCUGCCUGGAGGUCUAUCACCGGCCCGUGGCCAUCGGCAGCUGCGGCCACACGUUCUGCGGGGAGUGCCUCCAGCCCUGCCUGCAGGUGCCGUCCCCACUGUGCCCACUCUGCCGCCUGCCCUUCGACCCCAAGAAGGUGGACAAGGCCACCCACGUGGAGAAGCAGCUCUCGUCCUACAAAGCGCCCUGUCGAGGCUGCAACAAAAAGCCUUCCCCUGCCAGCGAUACUGGGGACAGCGCUGGGGACUCCAAGGUCACGAGGGCCACAGGCCGAGUCAAGGACAUCUAAGGGCCAAGCACCCUCCAGCUGCCAGGAGUGCCAGAGCCGGGCUGAUGGGCGCUGACACGCCCACAUCAGAGCAGCCUAAGGGCCUGCAGCUUGUCAUAGGCCUUGCUGGCCCCCAUCUCCAUCCUGUCCUGGAGCCUGGCCUGCGCCCCACGGCCCUCCCCGGUACAUCCACUUCAGGGUGGAGAGGGCCCAGCCAGUGCCCAUUUCUUUCAGUGCCUUCUGGAGGACUGAGCAGCUAGAAUUGAUUUUGCAUUUGCAUUUGCAUUUCCCGGCAUUGCCGCAUCCCAGGUGACCCUGGCAAAGAUGAGAGUCCACAUUUCGUCCUGCCUAAAGGUCCAGGAGCAGAUGGCCAACUGCCCCAAGUUCGUCCCCGUGGUGCCCACAUCCCAGCCUAUCCCCAGCAACAUCCCCAACAGGUCCACCUUCGCCUGCCCGUACUGCGGCGCCCGCAACCUGGACCAGCAGGAGCUGGUGAAGCACUGUGUGGAAAGCCACCGCAGCGACCCCAACCGCGUGGUGUGCCCCAUCUGCUCAGCAAUGCCCUGGGGGGACCCCAGCUACAAGAGCGCCAACUUCCUGCAGCACCUGCUUCACCGACACAAGUUCUCCUAUGACACCUUUGUGGACUACAGCAUUGAUGAGGAGGCCGCCUUCCAGGCCGCCCUGGCCCUGUCUCUCUCAGAGAACUGAAGGGAAACGCAGCCACUCGCCUGCAUCUGGGGUCAGGGAUGUCCCCGCUUGAGGGUCAGGCCUGGGCUCCUGUGUCGCACCUGGCACCUGCUCGGGAGCACGCCCCACCGAACCAGGAAGAGCCUGCACCUGCACAGGAGAGGAGCUGGGGCCAAGCCUCCGGGCCUGAAGAUGGACCAGCCGCUGAGGCCGCCAGAGCAGGACCGCCUGGUCCCACCGGCGUCGCUGGGUUCUUCGGUGCUUCUGGCCGAGCAGGCGGCCUCCUUGGGCAGGGCUGGCCACUGGGACCUAGAGCCGCCGCUGUCUCUUCAAAGCCAUGAUGCCCUCUCGUGGGAAGAAGGGACCGGCGGUGCGCGAGCCAUGCUCUGCAGUCGAGCCAGGAGGAACCCAGGCUGCCGCCCUGCCCAGCCCGACCCCGCUUCCACCUUGCGCAUUCGGUACUGGCUUUUGUGAUACUUAGGAAUCCUGGCAUCUUUUCUAUAUGAUCCAGUGUGAUAAUCUUUUCACGUUUUAUAGAGCAAAGACACAGCAGUUACUCUUCAUAUUGCAAUAUCUGUGUUUGACUAGGAAUAAUAGUAUUUUUAUGGAACAUUUACAAAAUUAUAUUUUUUAAAAACACAAUCAAGACAAGUAUUGGGGGAUUGGGGCAAGCAGGGAAGGAGCAGUGGGGCAGCUGCCAGAGCUCAGGCGAGCCGUGGCACCUGCCCUGGGCCACUCACUGUGUGUCUGGGUCCUUGAGGUUUGUGCGUUUCUCUUUGAUGACUAGGAAGAAAUCCCAGCACCCCGGCCACAGGCUGUGGCUGCUCCCAGCAGAGGCAGGGUCGGCAGAGCAGGGACCUCCUCCACCCAGAGUCCUGGCCUUGGCCCCCUGUCACCUUCAAAGCUGACUGUGCCCCGCUGCGGGAGGGGACGGCACCCAGCGGUGGCAGAGCUUGGCCUGGGCAGGGACCCGCUUGGCGGGCUGAGCAACGCGUCAACACUCUGUUCUGUUCUUGGCAUUAAUUAUUGCUGUCUUUUUUUAAAAAAAAGUUUAAAUAAAACGUCUCAGAGCAUCU